Messenger RNA from Coregonus sp. 'balchen', 1777 nucleotides. The record is from the annotation of a GenBank genome assembly. Lineage: Eukaryota; Metazoa; Chordata; Actinopteri; Salmoniformes; Salmonidae.
AUGCCCUCUGACCCCAGCGCGUGUGAGGAGUGUCUCUGUGUCUCUCUCAACCUCACCUCUGCCACUUGGGCAGCCCUCUCCGACGGUGCGGGCAGACUCUACCUCCUCAGAACCAGCAUGAGGGAGAACUCCAGUCUGAAGUGGGAGGUAAGAAGACUUAGCCAUACAAUAUACUCUCUGUCAUAAUCAAUGUUCAGAUAUUGACCAACAACAUUGCUGGCAUUUUCUUUUAGUUUUUUUUCCUGGUAUUAUAUUUUUACAUCCCAUUUAAUACAGGUAGGCAAUUAAUUCUGACUUGAAAAAGAUAAAAAUGAGAUGUCAAUCUCAAUGUGACUUACCUGGUUAUGUCAAGGCGUCAGUGUAAUGCGGUAGGCGAAGUCAGGCGCAGGACACAGAGCUAAUCAAAAGCGUACUUUAUUCGUAGGUAAAUGAAUGAACAAAACCUCCACGCAGGGAGGAAACAAACCCGCACACUAACGACAACCAACACAUGAACAAACCCUAUAAACCCUCGGUGGAAUAUAUUAAUCCAGGUGUGUUUUAUCUUGUGAGUCCCUGUUAUUUACCAUUUUGAAGAUCAGGUUUAGCAUGUAGAUGAGCUUGCUUAUCGACUCUUAAGCCUAGAGUUCAAGAGUAGAAUUUUGAAUGAAGGAUUAUGCAGAACCCCAUGAGUCACUAUCCUCUAACAAACCAAUUUAGCAAGGUUCAAGUAUUGCUGCACGGGAUCAGAGACAAGCUGGCAUUAUGAGGCGUCUAUUCCGACGCCUCUGCUCUUCCACCAGUUGUUGUGAUCACUACAGAUUACUACAAUCAGACCUGGGUUCAACUAGUAUUUGACGUUUUUCAAAUGCAUUAAGCAUUUGAUCAAGCUUGCCUGACACGCCAGAUGGGUUUGCACUAUUCCGUUGGUUACAUUGCACCAUGCAAACUCAAUCAAGCACAGAAAAAGUAUUUUUUAGAUUUUUGAAGCGUUUGAACACAGAAGGUCUGAAUACAAUAGGUUGUUAAAACCUGGCAUAAAACACAUGGGAUACUUUUCAGCAUUUAGCUUAUCUGUCCAUCACCGAGCUUGGAGGUUCUCCACCUUCUUCACAAAGGCUCUGCUUGAUGUGUUUCAUGUUAGUAAAUGAAGAGAUCUGGAUUAUAUGCAAAGAAAUUAGCAACAUCUACUUAAUCAUAAACUUAGACCUUCCAGCCAGUUAGACAUUUGUGUAAAGCUUUACAUGAACUCUAUCUUCAUAAAGCAUUAAUAACAUAGGCUACCCAGUGAGAGGGAAUUAACAUUAAAGAAACAUUAUAAAGCAUGAUUGUAGCUCAGCUGGUAGAGCACGGCGCUUGUAACGCCAAGGUAGUGGGUUCGAUCCCCAGGACCACCCAUACACAAAAAUGUAUGCACGCACGACUGUAAGUCGCUUUGGAUAAAAGCGUCUGCUAAAUGGCAUAUCUUUAUAAAAGCUUUAGAAUGUAUUUGACAUUAUUUAUGGUAUAAAUUCACAAUAAGAUGUAGCUUGUUAUAUGAAGCUUUACUAACACUUCACUAACACUAUGUCAAUAACAGUAUAUCUUGUUCUUAUAGAUACCCACUGUGCAUGGAUUGAUCUAAACACAUGUCUGUCUCUGUGAACUAAAUAGACUUGUUGGUUGUGUGUGUGUGUGUCAGCCCUUGUUCAGUGAGGAGAAGGGGGAGCCCUUCAUCAUCUUCCACAUCAUAUCUCACGUCCUGGCCGGGGUCCACUCCAUGGAUGGAGGUCCUGCUCCUCCGCAUCCAGAAAGACCC